Paramecium primaurelia is the source of this 456-nucleotide messenger RNA. The record is from the annotation of a GenBank genome assembly. NCBI's taxonomy places the organism in Eukaryota, Ciliophora, Oligohymenophorea, Peniculida, Parameciidae.
AUGAGUAAUAAUCAAGGUAGACAAGGAAAUGACGACGACACAUAAAUGCAAAAUUAGAAAGUUCCUACAUAGAAAGAUUGUUAAUUUAUUAUUUCAAAAUAAACUAUGAAAUUGAAAGAUGUUUAUGAUGCCGAAACUAGAUAUAUAGUUUAUCCUUUAGGGCCUUAUGAAGAUUAGGAUGUAUAAUGCUAUGUUUUUAACAUCUUUAAUUAAUAUCUCAAGUAAAAUCUAUCAUUUUGUGAGACUGAUUAACCUUUGAAAGGUUAUAAGUAUAGAUAUUAUGCGAAAUUGCAGCCAGGAAUAGAUAAUAUUUUAGUUCCAAAAAUUAUUGAAAAUAUUUUAUAGCCAAUAAGGAAACACAUCAACUAAUUUACAGAAAAGGAUAAGAAUCUGGAUAACCUUUAUGAUGAAACUAUGGCUUUGAUUAAAUAAUUGAAUAAAAUAAAAAUUGACUGA